AUGAAGAAGAGUUAUUAAUUUAGAGCUUUAUUUUAUAAAAAUGCUGCUCUGUAAUCCCGCUAGAUUGGGACCAAUCUAUGUUAGAUGUUCACUCCCCUCUUGUGUUUAGGAUUUGUAUAUUUGAUUUAGGAGGUGGCAUUCGAUCAAUUCAAAGGAGCCAAUUUUUCAUUGGAUUUUCCCUAUUUGUUCAAUGUGCCUGUCAUCUACUCGGGAUUGCCAGGAUUACUCAAUUUGACAUGUUUGCAGUGGUACGAAACGAUACUCUAUUCUAGGUAUUACUUCAACAGCUCCCAGUUGCGAGAAUAGGACAAAUAGUUUUUGGGUUAUAAUGAUGGAAAUUAGUAAGCAUUGUGCAUAUUAAAUUAAGAUCGCUUGGAUUGUUGAGACACAUACUCCAACGCCCGGGAUGCAGUUACGAAACGCAAGACCAUGAAUUAGCAUUUAAAAACGUGCCAUUCCUAUAGUAGCCCAAUAGCACAAUAAAUUAGGAUAUUUAUCAUCAAAUAGAAUAUUUACACACUGUGCCUUUUGUGAGAGGAUCCGAUCUACAAGGUACACACGUUAUAUUACCUCUCAGACCUCUAUUUGAUUCCUGAUGGAGCAUACACGUUCUUCGAAGCUAACGAAAAGAAAAUCAACAUGAGCAUCCAAGUAAAUGACAUCAGAUUGCACGAGUAUCACAGAAGCAACGGCAUAACCAAGAUCAGGUAAUCCCCAUUCAACCAAUCCGUCUAGGUAUCAAAAUAAGGUCUAGCCCAACAAAACCAACACCAUGAUGUUAGUGGCCGAAGGAUAAAUAGCUACCAUCGAUCUCAUCUCCAGAGCUUUGCUGCAUCAUCACAACCCCAAUGUUUGGCUGGUCUCAGGAAUUGAAUACAUGCCACUCAAGGGACAGGAUAAAAGCUUCCUCUUGAAAUUGAUCAAUGUCGUCGGAGCCAUGCUCUAUCCGUUGUCACUUUCUCUCUUACUCCCUGUAUUUUUGUAUGCAAUAGUUCUGGAGAAGGAGGAGAGACUCUUGCAAAUGAUGAAAAUGAAUGGAAUGAAAAUGAAGGAUUAUUGGAUAUUGUAGUAUCUAUUCUCAGGAUUGAUGACUCUAUUGACCUUCUCCCUCUUUCUCUUUACAGGCAUCUACCUUGUAGGAAUAGCAUUACUUACAGAUACCAAUCUUAAACUUCUGGUAAUCAUUUUCAAUAUCCCAUUAGAUCAUUGUCUUAACUGGAUGGGGAUUGUGUUAGAUUUCUUUGUCAUUUUUCUUCUAAGUCUUUGUAAGCAAAGCCAGAACAGCUACCAUUAUUGGAUAUUUGCUCUCAGUUUGGGGGUCCAUUAUUGCACUAACUGCCAAUCUCGCCAUUUACCCAGAUCCAUAUGAGAUACCAAUCUAUUUAUAAAUGAUACCACAAAUAGCCUUUAACAGAAUUAUUUACAUAUUCUCCAUGGGUACGUCUACACAUUAUUAUUUUCAGCUUGUGCUCAAACAGGCUGUAUAAGUUAAUUAAGUCCAUUGACUAGUGAGGUAUAAGGAUGCAUAAUUUCACUCUAUGUGAAUUUCAUUGUGUUUGGCCUUCUGGGUGUUUAUCUUCAUGAGAUAAUUCCACAAGAAUUUGGAGUUUCAAGUGAACCCUGGAUUUUCAGACUCUUCAAAAAGAAAAAAAUAGAAUUCAGAGACGAGGAUGAAUACAAAAUUAAUAUUCAAGAUGCUCAAGAAGAUUAGGACUCUAAAAAUGAAAGGGACAAGGUGUACAGAAUCAAAAAUUAUGAGGAUUAUCCACUCAUUUGUAAAGACCUAAGGAAAACCUAUUAAAAUAAUGUGGCUGUUAAAUGUUUUUGUAUUGCAGUUGAAUAAGGUGAAAUCUUUGGAUUGUUGGGUCCAAAUGGAGCUGGGAAGACCUCAAUCUUAUCAGCCAUAACUGGAUUGUAUCCAUGUAACGAUGGAGAGGCUUAUGUGGGUGGAUAUAGCAUUAAAACUAAUAUGCAAUCUGUUCAAAUGAAUAUUGGGGUAUGUCCUUAAUUUGAUUUAUUAUGGCCAGAAUUGACUGUUGAAGAACACUUAUUGUUUUAUGCUAGAUUAAAAGGAAUAGACAAACAGAACGAGCGUGCCAAAGUGCAAUAGAGCAUGGCAGAAGUCAAAUUAGAACCUUAUUUCAACUAUUAUGCUAAUCAACUUUCAGGAGGCAUGAAGAGGAGACUCUCAAUCGCUAUUGCACUUGUAGGUGAGCCAUUGAUAAUCUUCUUGGAUGAACCCUCAACUGGACUAGAUCCUGAUAACAGGAGGUAACUUUGGGACAUUAUAUCUCAUUGUAAAGGCAAGAGGGCUAUGGUGCUGACUACUCACUCAAUGGAAGAAGCAGAUGUCCUUUGUACCAGAGUAAUUAUAUCGGUCUAUUGUAGAUUGGCAUCAUAAGUUCCGGAGUCCUAAGGUGUAUUGGUUAAUCAACACAUUUGAAGAGUAUCUAUGGAGGUGGUUAUCAUCUGUUUAUUAGUUCCCAUAAGGAACUUUAUCUGCAAAAGAAUAAUGAUCCUCAUAAGUAAUUACAUCAUUUUAGUUUAGCCAAUACUAUUAUUAAAAUAUGAUAAAAAACUAUUUAAAAAGUAUCUUACCCCAAGCCAUCCUUGUUUAGGAAUUUAACGGCAAUUUCAUCUAUCAGGUGGAGAAAAAUCAAUUAGUGGUUUCUGAAGUGUUUCAAUCCAUAGAAUCAAAGAAAGAAGAACUGAGAAUCCAAGAUUGGGGAAUUAGCUAAGCUACUUUGGAGGACGUAUUUAUGAGAGUUGUAGAAAUGUGA
Paramecium octaurelia is the source of this 2780-nucleotide messenger RNA. Lineage: Eukaryota; Ciliophora; Oligohymenophorea; Peniculida; Parameciidae. The record is from the annotation of a GenBank genome assembly.